Messenger RNA from Phodopus roborovskii (desert hamster), 351 nucleotides. Its product is annotated as prostatic steroid-binding protein C1-like. Bases 1 to 351 code for a protein of 116 amino acids. The record is from RefSeq and is a predicted model, not a curated record. NCBI's taxonomy places the organism in Eukaryota, Metazoa, Chordata, Mammalia, Rodentia, Cricetidae. The transcript is spliced from 4 exons.
AUGAGGCUGUCCCUGUGUGUUCUGUUGGUCAUCCUGGCUGUUCAUUGCUAUGAAGCUAAUGCUGCAACUGUCUGUAAACCCGUUCUUCGUGAAAGCACUUUGUUCCUAACGAUGCCUGAGGAAGUCGUGAGGAAGGAACUUGAGAAAUAUAAUGCACCUCCAGAGGCUGUGGAAGCAAAAUUGGAAGUGAAGCGAUGUGUAGACAACAAUUUGGGCACUCUAGACAAAAAGGGCAUAUUAGAAGUAUUGAGGUCCAUCCUAGAUGCAACACCCUUGUGGCACCCUAAGAAAGACAAAGGGGGCCCUACAAACGAUUCAGUGUCCCCCAAGCACACUGUGGGGCCCUCGUAG